GAAAAACUAGCUUUCAAGAUUCUCAGAUAUGAGAUCACCAAACGAUUUGCCCCGAAAAAGAGUUGGUCGAAAAGGUGUAUACUCAAAUUUGCUGAAAAAAAUUCAAUUGAGAAACAACAUACCGAAGGGCAGAUCCGAACCCGGGGGUUCGUACUCUCUCGAUCCCCCUACGACCGCCUGGCCGAAUACUUAUUCCUCUGAUCGAUGAUUACCCAGCUUUUAUAUGAUAUAUAUAUGGUAUUAAUUAGAGUGGUUUUUUUCACUGUGGCGCUGUUAGCACAGCUCGCACCAUCACCCAACGACGUCACUUUGUGUGAGAGCAGCAAGGUACCGUUGCCUGAUACCCUUUAUUCCCACCGUCGACAUUACCGUGUGUCUAAAGGUCUCGCUGUCUAUCUCAUCCUCUCGAUGCGCUGUCUACUCGUUUUGACCCUCGAACCUCGAACCUCGAACCUCUCGAACCUCUCGAACUUCCCGAAAUUGACGAUGAUUGAGAUCUUUGGCUUGGCACAAGACGGGUGGACAUUAAAACCCAUACAAAUGGACUGCAGUGGAAUCACUUCUGUCCAUCGGCUCCACGAGAUCAAGUACGUAGAGUCAAAGCUCGAAAGAGGAUGAUAAACAACAGCAACACGAGAAAGGAAGAUCGUACUCCGACGAUACACAAAAUAGCACUGAGCAAAGUAAACAAUGAAAUUAAAGCUAAGGAAAUAGAAUGGAAGACAGUAGCUGUUCCCUACUGUAGCAAAUGGCGCGAACCAGGGUGUCGUAAUAAUGAUAAGACAGUGAAAGUGACG
Pseudovirgaria hyperparasitica is the source of this 797-nucleotide messenger RNA. RefSeq lists its product as uncharacterized. The coding region runs from base 235 to 618 and encodes 127 amino acids. The transcript has a single exon. The record is from RefSeq and is a predicted model, not a curated record. NCBI's taxonomy places the organism in Eukaryota, Fungi, Ascomycota, Dothideomycetes, Acrospermales, Acrospermaceae.